AUGCUCAAUGUGAACAGCUGUGCUCCAAAAUCAGAAGAAGUUAAAUAUGUGGUUCAUAAAACGCCAUAUCUCGAAUUUUGCACAAAUUGCCAGGAAACCGUGACUACAAAAACCGAGCAAGUAUUUGGAAUGCUGAACUUUGCUCUAUUCAUCACCUGCCUUUUUCUUCCCUGUUUUAUCGUUUGCUUCUGGUGUCGCUGCUUCAUGGAUGUUCACCAUAGAUGUCCCAAUUGCAACAAGUCACUUGGAAAACGAGAUCGAAUUUGA
This is a messenger RNA of Caenorhabditis elegans, 267 nucleotides long. It is a transcript of the gene Y37D8A.26, whose product is annotated as LITAF domain-containing protein. Gene Ontology annotation, cellular component: late endosome membrane; endosome membrane; membrane. Bases 1 to 267 code for a protein of 88 amino acids. The transcript is spliced from 2 exons. NCBI's taxonomy places the organism in Eukaryota, Metazoa, Nematoda, Chromadorea, Rhabditida, Rhabditidae. The record is from RefSeq and is marked reviewed.